This is a messenger RNA of Sapajus apella (tufted capuchin), 1991 nucleotides long. RefSeq names its product chromosome unknown C10orf143 homolog (gene CUNH10orf143). The transcript has 4 exons. The coding region runs from base 1176 to 1433 and encodes 85 amino acids. NCBI's taxonomy places the organism in Eukaryota, Metazoa, Chordata, Mammalia, Primates, Cebidae. The record is from RefSeq and is a predicted model, not a curated record.
CGUGGGCGGGCUCCCACCGCGCCUCGUGUUUCCCGGCGUGGCCCUCCCUGUGAGAAGGCCCGGCCGAAGCCCUUCACGCGCCCGCGCCGGCGCCCGAGCCCGCACCCCUGCCUGGGAGGGCGUGCGCGGUGGGCGUGGCCUAUACGGGAGGGGUUUGACACCGCCCUCCCGGUUUCGCGCCUGCGCGGACUCGCGGAACCCGGGCGUAUUUCUGACCCACGCGCUCCCUGGGCUCCAGACCCAGGCUCCGCAAAACGUGGGCCGGGACGCUUUGCAUGAACUCGGGUGCUUGGUGUCCGGGUCCUGUCUUCUCCUGCCGUCCACACUUUACCGUUCCUGAGUCUCGUUCACUGAGCGCCUACCACGUGCCAGGCCCGGGGCUGGGUGUUGGGGGACGGGGACGGGGGCAACGAACAGCGCAGAAAAUUACCCGACAUUGAGCGUAUUAGUGCUGCUUGGGUUGACUCCAUUAAUUGAUGAGAAGACGGUAAGAUAAGAUGGUAAUCCGGGGACCCGCACAAGAUCCAGGGUGGAAGGGCAAGUCAGGUGUGGGUGAACCUUGAAGGAUGACCAGGGGUAGGCAGGGUGGGAGCUGGCAAAAAAGCCAGUGUUGGAGCUCAGUGUCUCAGGGGAACUGAAAGAAGCCCUGCAGGACUGGAGCAGGAAGGCAGCCGCUUGGCAUUACUGUCUCUUACCUUUCACGUCUGCUUGCAAGUUAGCUAGUUCUUAACCUCGUUUAUUUCAAAGUUCCUUUCUAAGGGCAGCAGUGAGCAACCAAUAUACCGAAUGUCUGCUUUUUUUUUUUCUUCUAGAGCUGCACAGGCCUGGUAAGUGCAGGAUCCGUCUUCCCAGUUAAUGCGGGCAGCAUUUUUUUAGAUGCGUAGGGAGAGUGACUAGCUUUUACCCUGCACCGUCUGUUUCCCCACCACCCACUGCCUGACCGUGAAGCCAGUGCCACUUAGGUUUCUGUUACAGUCACAUCCCCCCUCCAGAUACCAAUUGUUAUCUUAGUAGGAUGCAGGUUACCCCAGUAAUAUAGUAAUAGUAUGGUACAGUAAUGUAUGCUAAUAGUAUAAUACAGUAAUAUAGUAGGUUGGGGUGCUUUUGUAACCAAGAGCCUUCAAACCACGCUGGCCCUAAUAAGAUGGAAUUUUGAUUCUCCUGCAUAGAACAGCAUGAAGAAACGGGCAUGCAGGAGAUUAGAAACCAGUGGGCAUGAGCAUGGCUGCCACCAGCUGCACACCUGUGCCCUGGCGUCCUGGGGCCCAGAGGACCAGGAGCCUCCAUCAAGAGCCCCAGCACUGAGGCUAGAGAGCGGCCAGGGGAGGCCAAGUACAGGGAUUUCUCAGAAUGGUGGAAGGAGCUCGGCCCAGCCUUGCGUAAGAUGUAUUGCAGGGGAAUCUGGACAUUUUAACCAUACCAAGAAUCAUUAGGAAAUGCAAGCUGGAAAAAAGAAGAUUCCAGCUUUGGUUCCGAGCCCUUCACGUUGCAGCAAAUGGGAAUCUCCUACAGAUGGGUUUGCACACCUGCCUGUUCAGAUGGCAGCUGGUGCCCUCUGCAGGUAGGGAGGUUUGUGUGUCUUCUCGUUCUGGUGAACCCACCGUCCUCUGCAGGAGAACCAGGAAUCCACGUCACUGCAGAAGAGCACCCAACUCAUGACUACGGACUGCAGCCUCCUCGAAUGUCUUGCUUGAGAGGGGCAUCAGUUGCAUUAUUUACAAGUCAAAAAGUCUUGUAUCAAACUUCCUGUGAGCCUGGGCACUCAUGGCCUGUGGAGGCCCACCCAGACGCAGCCCUGCCAUUGUGAUUUUUCAUUGUUUUGCCAGUGUACCCAGCACUGCUUACCUACUCUUUCAUUGAAAGACUUGUUUGUAUAUGGAACAUGUUCUAAUCUGGAAGUGAAUUUUACUGAAUGCUAAUGUCCAGUCUAUUCCCCAACUGAAGUUACCAGUGACAGGAUCCCUUUUAUAUUAAAGUGGAAAUUACUCAUU